Molecule: messenger RNA, 5300 nt
Organism: Trichomycterus rosablanca
Lineage: Eukaryota; Metazoa; Chordata; Actinopteri; Siluriformes; Trichomycteridae
Gene: plekhg5b
Product: pleckstrin homology domain containing, family G (with RhoGef domain) member 5b
Exons: 19
Coding region: 64-3177 (1037 amino acids)
Biological process (GO): endothelial cell migration; Rho protein signal transduction
Cellular component (GO): plasma membrane; axon; endocytic vesicle
Molecular function (GO): guanyl-nucleotide exchange factor activity
Source: RefSeq, a predicted model, not a curated record
AAGAGUCCUCUUCACCUUUGCGAGUCAUGUGACUCUCGCUGUCACUCAGACGACACCAACGACAUGCACUUUGACCGGCACCCUCGCUUUGACCUGCAGCCUCAAAAUUCCAUCCUGGCUCGGAAUGUGUCCACACGCUCCUGCCCCCCACGCACCGGCCCUCCUUCAGACCUGGAUGAGGAGGAGGAGGGUGGCACAGAGAGAGGAGAGCGUAAGGCAGGACAGAUGAAGAUCAGAAAAGACCCUCAAAGGCGUUACACUGAUAACCCCAGCAAGGAGUGUUUCACGCUUAAAUUCGACCUGAACGUUGAUAUAGACACAGAGAUCGUCCCUGCCAUGAAAAAGAAGACACUGAGAGAGGUGCUUGGGCCAAUUUUUGAGCGGAAAGGCAUUGAAUUGUCUAGAGUCGAGCUGUUCCUGGACCAGUCUAACACUCCCCUGUCGCUGAACUUUGGUGCCUACCAUUUUGGAGGACACUACAUUAAAGUAAAAGCUUGUCCUGGUGCCAAGCUGACCAUGGAGCGGGAUGUAAAGGACCUCCAGUCUCUAUCUUUGCCCAUUAUGAAAAGCUCAGUAGGAGAGAGUCCUUACAUCCUCUGUCCCACCAGUGAAAAGCUUGAUCAAAGCUCGGAUCAUCGCAGAGACAGCGUGGAUAUACUGGGUCAAGCGCGUCGGCGUAAGAACAUGACCGAAUUCCUGGGUGAUGCCAACAUCCCAUCGCCGGACUCUCUGGCCCAGCUUGGCGGCUCUCUCCCAAGCAUCGUGCCUCCUGGAUUUGAUAACCGCAAGAACCGCAGCGCUGGACGCUUUAGCGGGUUCUUCUUCCCCUCCUACAAGGAGGUGGACCGUGUGGAGCUUCUCAACAACAGACUGCAGAUGUUUACAUGCCACGGCUUGCCCAAGAUGCCACCUCAGCUUUCCUUCCAUCAAGAUUCUUGGGAGGAGGAGGAAGAAGAGCCAGAUCUGACACUGGAAGACAGCUGGCAGCAGCUCCUAGAGAACCCAGAGACUCUAAGCAAGAGGCAGUUUCAGCAGCAGGAGGCAAUAUGGGAGCUGCUGCAUACUGAAGCUACCUAUAUCAAGAAGCUGAAGGUCAUCACUGAUCUUUUCAUCUCUGGAUUGCUAAGCCUUCAAGAUUCCGGCCUUCUCUGCGAGGUUGAGUCUGCCAAGCUCUUCAGCAACAUUCCCGACCUGGUGCGGGUGCACACAGCACUAUGGACUCAGGUCAUGGCACCAGCGCUGCAGAAAGCUCGCCGGGACCGGAGCAUGCUCGACCCGACCGAUCUGCUCCAUGGUUUUCAGUCUUUUCCGUCCAGGUUCAAGCCUUACCUGUGCUACUGCAUGGAGGAGGAGAGCUGCAUGGAGUACAUUCGCACCCAGCUCAGAGACAACGAACUCUUCAAGAUCUUCAUCACUUGGGCUGAGGGCAACAAGCAGUGCAAUCGGCUGAAGCUGGCCGACAUGCUGGCGAAGCCACACCAGAGACUCACCAAAUACCCACUGCUGCUGAAAACCAUCCUAAAGAAGACGGACGAUCCUGCAGCCAGGGAUGCCCUCCUUACUAUGGUGGAGCGUGUGGAGAGCUUCAUCAACAGCGUGGACUCUCAGAUGCUGCAGAGGCAGGAACAGCAAAAGCUGGCCGCCAUAUCAGCUCGUGUAGAGAGCUAUGAGGCGGUGGAGGGAGGCAGUGAGGAGGUGGAGAAGAUUCUGAAAGAGUUUAACCACAUCGACCUGAUGUCUCCGAUGAUUGACAUCUCCCCAGAAGAGACCAGACAGCUUUAUCUGGAGGGAGCACUGCGCAUGAAAGAAGGAAAAGACAGCCGGAUGGACGUCUACUGCUUCUUAUUCACUGACAUGCUGCUCAUCACUAAACCAGUGAAGCGUUUGGAAAAGGUGAAAGUGAUUCGACAGCCGCUACUCCUCCAUACUGUUGUCUGCAAGGAGCUCAAAGACCCAGGAUCUUUUGUCCUCAUCUACCUCAAUGAGUUCAAAAGUGCAGUGGCUGCUUAUUCGUUCCAGGCCAACAGCGCCGCCCAGGGGCGAACCUGGAUCGAUGCAGUCUGUUCUGGCCAGAAAAAGCUGCAGCGGCUGCGUAGCGAGGAAUCCAGACGGCAGGCUGGACUGAAUCAGAGACUUUUAAAGGAAGAGGAGGAGGAUGGAGGCGAGCAGAGCAGUAACUCAGCUGCCAGUUCUCCACGUCUAGGAGAGAAAGAACAUCAUAACACAGAAAGUUCUGACGGCUCCACAGAGACGCUGUCGGUGAUGGAAACUGAGGAGUCCAUAGCGUACUCGGAUCAGCAGACUGACCCCGACCUUGCAGCGUCCUCCCUUUCCACCAGUUCGGACCUUCAGCCUUUCCAGGAUGUCCCAGAAAGCUCAGAAAUGGACUCCCAAUGUCGUUCCCAGUCCAUGGACAGCGCUUACGGCACACUUUCCCCAGAGUCCGUGCUGGACCUGCAGGUUCAGACAGGCACCAGUGAGGAGGAAGAGGAGGAGGAGAGCACUGAAGAGGAGACAGAAGCAGACCAUAGCGAGACGGCUGCAGAGGAGGAGGAGAAAGAAGAAGAGGAAGAGUCAGACAGGAGCUCACUGGGCUCCCGGAUAUCGGUGGCGGCUCACCUGAAGCCGAGGAGACGGGCACCGGUGCAGUCUCGCCUCCGAUGUCUCUGGAGGCUGGCAGACAAGUGCCAUUCGGAGGACAAUCUGCUGCAGUUAGUCCACAGCGAGGACAAAAAAGGCAAAAAUUGCAUGCAGGUCUUGAAAGCCCGGCGCGGUUCCGAGUUCAGCGUGGAUUGGUCAGAACAGCCGGCACACAGCAUGAGCCUAAAUGAUCUGACCCCGGCUGACGUGGACACAUCCCCUCCGAGAGAAAAACCCAGAGCGGAAAGCGAGCGACUGGCACACAGCCUGCCGUCCUCUCUGCUAAAAGACAAACUAGCACGCGCCAAGGCUGAUCGUGCCCACAGCGAUGAUAAACAGCAAAGUAUUAUGGAGCGCAGUGGAUCAGACGGAGACAUGGCGCCCCAUGUGUCUGGAAAAGGGAGCUGUGCCGCUUCAGAGGACCAGACGGGCGGCAGAAAAAAAUCACAGCAGCACAAGAAGCUCACACUGGCACAGCUGUACAGGAUACGUACCACGCUGGUGCUCAACUCCACCCUCACCGCCUCGGAAGUGUAGAAUCUGCCACAUCAGUCAGAUGCCCGCAGGACCUUGGUGCAGCCUGGCACAACUGACCUCCUGCCACAUGCACUCUAGCCGAUGAGCGGAACUGUUUGCACUUUCUAAUCAUUCUAGUAGCUUUUUGCUUUAUGGGGAUUCUGUGCAGGAGGAGAGAUGAGUAGGAGCAAGUGGCCAUGCUUUGGUCUGGUCCAUUUCUAGACUUGGGCCGGACCUUAUUGGAUAGUGAAAUUCAAUCACUGGACGUUUGAAUUCAGUCGCAAAGGACUAAAUGUAGCGUUUGGUUCACUUGUUACUUAUUAUCUGUGUUCUGGAGGUACACUAUUUAAGUUGGGUGCCUCAUUCUUGAUGUCAGAUCCUUUACUGGCUCUCUAGUUAUAUCAAUGUCAACAAGGGUCAUGAGCACCACCUACUUCUGUUUAUAUGUAAUGGAAAAAAAAGCCAAAUGGUCAUAUGGAGUUUACCUGUAUGGAAAAUAAGCAAAAGCCAGAACCAAACAUGGGCUGAUGUUGCACAGUGUGUUAUUUAAGCAGUUCACAUAUUUACUUUGUGUGCGUGGGAAAUGUGUGUAGGGUGUACGAGUGUGUGUAAAGGAGUGUAAUAUUAAUUGUGGGUUAAAAAAAAUGCAAUGCAAUCAUAGUUGUGUGGGUGUGUGUGUGUGUGUCCUCAUCUACACAAUGAACCAAAAUAUAACCAUCAGUGACAUGGUGACUGAACAGAUUAAAUUAGAACACAAGCACCAGUGUUAGAAAGUGUACCGUUUAUAAUAAUUAAUACUGAUUGUUUUGGGACGCAUCCCCUCGAUCGCUAGCCUUCUGUAUUUUUGAGCGCAGCCUGGGAUUCGAACCCUUGGGACUCAGACAUUGCUGUUACCUGUGUGUUACCAUCACACUGCACAUUAUAUUUAUUAACUUGUUUGGAGAAAAUGUGCUGUUUGAAAUACAGUGGGGUCAAAGAAUCGCAUCUAAAGCACAACACAAUGUCCAAAAGUAUGUGGACACGAGAUCAUAAGCUUGCUGUACAUCCUAUUUCGUAACCAUGAUUAUUAUCUUACCAGCUAUAACAGACUCCACUCUUCUGUCGAGGAUAUCCAUAUGAUUUUAGAGUGUGUGUGUGCGAGUCAAAUGAGCAUUUGAGCAAACUCAACCCAAAAGUGUUCAAUGGGGUAAGAUCAGGGCUUUGUGUAGACCACUGGAAUUCCUAUAGGAUUUAGGAUUGAAUCUCGUAUCCCUCUAAUGUUAGGGCGAAUGCUUCACUAACUCUCCUGGGUUCGAUCCCCAGGUGGGGUGGUCCGGGUCCUUUCUAUGUGUCUGCGUGGGUUUCCUCCGGGUGCUCCGGUUUCCUCCUACGGUCCAAAGACAUGCAAGUGAGGUGAAUUGGAGACAUGGAAUUGUCCAUGACUGUGUUCGAUAUAACCUUGUGAACUGAUGAACCUCGUGUAAUGAGUACCUACCGGUCCUGUCAUGAAUGUAACCAAAAGUGUAAAACAUGACGUUAAAAUCCUAAUAAACAAACAAACAAACAAGCUUCACUAAUUUCCAUAAAGAAAAGAUUCAAAGGUGUAGCAUUUUAGUUUACAACCAUCACAAAGAAGGCUGUAAGAUUGCACAUGGUUGCAGAACUUCUCAUGGUUCUGAGCAUUGAGACUGAAACACAAGGUCGACCAAUUUCAGAUCUGUGAUCAGAGAAUAUAAUGUUAUUAUGAUUUAUUUAUAUGAUGUAAGGAAAAAUAACCUGAUCAGAUCAGAUCAGCACUUAUUAGGAACCACUUGUUUAAAGUUCUUAGAGGACAUAUAACAAUUUACCAGGUUUGUAAGGUUACUGUUUAUUACUGAGGUUUGUGUUACAUUUUUAAUUCUGCUUAAUGUACUAAACCAAAUACGUUUUAAUGUAUUUUGUAAAUUUGCCCAAAUUAAUAUUGUAUAUUACUGUUUACUUCCAGUUUUUGUUGUUCUAUUUAUUAAACUUGCUUUGUUUUAUAUAUGAAACCUGGUUUGUAAAUGUUUUGUUUAUUUCCAGACUGUAAUAUUUUCUCAUGGUUUGUAGUUUUAAUUUGUUCUACUAUCGUAUGUCUGUUUAAUGGCUAAAAGAAUAAUUUUUAAAAACCAAAGUAACUUUUUUCC